GCGAAGAGCUGCUGCUGGUUUGAAUUUUUUUUUCUUUACUUCAGAGGGAAAAUUCAAGAAACACAAAUAGCAGAGAGACGAACACAGAGACGACUGUUAGACUGUUGGAGAGUGUUAAAGAAUCAGACUGUAGGUCAGUUAGACUGUUGGUUAAUCAGACUGUAGGUCGGUUAGACUGUUGGUUACAGAUUGUGAUGGAGGUGCUCCACUGCAGCAGAAAAAGGCCCUGUGGUGGAGCUGUCCUCCAGCUGCACCAGGAGGCCCAGUGUCCUCCUCCUGCAGGUAAGAGGAGGUGCAGAGAGGAGGAGGAGGAGGAGGAGAUGAAGAGGAGGAGGACAGGAGGGGGCUGUCAGGAGAAUCUUGAUCCAGGAGAUGAUGUUCAGAGGAGGACACAGACCCUGAGAGACAUGAGAGACAGAUGCAGAACCAGGACCUCAGUCUGGUCUGGGUCUGGACUCAGGUCAGGUCAAGCCCAGUUGUGCAGACCUGAGGUCAGAGUGGCCCACAUCAGGAAGACCAGGAUCAAGACUGAUCACAGGACACCGACCUGGGUCAGAUGGACCAGGACCACAGAGUCCACCUGUGAGGUCAGGUCCAGGUCCACAGCAGGUCUGGUCUCAGAUCAGUCCUCAGAGACCAGAACCAGGUCCACAGCAGGUCUAGUCUCAGAGACUAGGACCAGCAGGUCUGAGAGAGGACAGAGGGAGACACCAGGGAUCAGGACCAGGACCAGGAGGAGGAGGAGGAGGGUCCACCCAUCAGUGAUCAGAGGCAGAGGUCAGCUGCAGCUGUCAAUCACUCCGGAGGCGGGACAACUCAUCAUCCAUAUCCACCAGGCCAGAGGACUCCUCAGGUCAUGUGACUCCUAUGUGAAGCUGUCAGUGACCUCUGACCUCAGCAUCAGGAUGAAGACUCCGACCGUCCUCAACAACAAGAACCCAGCAUACAACUAUCAGUUUACACUGUGUGUGACCUCAGCAUUAAUAAACAUCACGUGGUUACUGACAGUCAUGAUUGUGUUACCCCGCCCCCUCAGGUGCCGCCAGCUGAUUGGCUGUAUGAGCUUUGGGAUCCGUUCUCUCAUCUCAUUGUCAAAGACUGUCACUGGUUGGUUCUACCUGCUCGAGGAGGAGCUUGGGCGGAGCAAACACCUAAGAGUGACAUCACAGAGGAACAAACCAAUGAGGAGCCCAGAGGAUGUUCCAACACUCGAUCUCCGGAGGACUCCAGAGUCUGCCCUGGAUACUGACCUGAACCACAUCACCUCCACCACAACCAAGCUCAACCGAGUCACCACCUCCAUCACCUCUACCUCCACCUCCACCUCUGGACUCAGAGAUCUGACCAACCACAGCCUGACCUCCAGCUGCCCUCAGAGCCUCCACCCCACCACCUACAGCAGCUCCGUCUCCACCCUGAACUUCAGCACCACCCAGUGCCAGGCGACCACAGACAGCAGCAGAACCCAGCGACUAACGGUGAGUGUUGUUCGAGGAAAAGAUGGUUUUGGAUUCACGAUCUGCUGCGACUGUCCGGUCAGAGUCCAGGCUGUGGAUCCAGGAGGUCCGGCUCAUCAGGCUGGGCUCCGUCAGGGAGACUCCAUCCUGCAGCUCAACGGACUUCCUGUAGAAACCUGGAAGUGUGUCGACGUUGCUCACGCUAUCAGGAGUUGUUCGUCUCAGAUCAUGUUGGUGGUGUGGCGAGGUCCACCUGAGCUCAGGACAGGAAAUGACGUUUUGCUCCGCCCACCAACACACAAUAAGACAACAGGUAGGAAGCUGCUGCCUCACCCUGCCCACAGUAAACAUGGCCGCAGGCAAGGUCAGGGGUCAGUGGUCCGCUCCAGUCUGGGAGCUCUGGGUUCUCUGUGGAGGGACAGGAAGGAGAACCAUGAGGAGGAGGAAGAGGAGGAAGAGGAGGAGCAGGAGGAAGAGGUGACGGAGUACUCAUCUCACGCCACCACACUGAAGGGAACCCGUGUGACAUCAUCACAUGGAGACAAUUACAUCAUCCUGUCACCUGUCAGUCCAGGAGGACAGCUGCUGCAGCCGGUUUAUCAUGACAGAAAUGGAACGAUUGGUCGUCUGUAUCAGACUCACCCCAGCAGAGGUCAGAACCUCCUCCAUGACCCUCGACCUGGGUCAUUACGGAGACCCUUCACCGGCUGUACCUCCACCCUGCCCCCACUCCCCACCACCUCCUCUUCAUCAUCCCCACCCAGUAACUACAGCAACUACCAGAACUGCACCAUCGUCCAAUCACAUCUUCCCUGCUCUGCCUACGGAACCUAUGUCACCCUGGCGCCCAAAACCCUCAUCUUCCCCAUCUUCGUCCAGCCUCUGGAUCUGUGCAGCCCUGACAGAACCCUGCUAAUGUCAGAGGAAAUGAUCCUUCACCAGUCUGACCUGCUGCCUGCAAAGGUGACAGUGUUGAUCUACAGUGACCUGCUGCUGUUCACCAGAGAGGAUGAAGCCGGACGCUGUAACGUCCUACAGAGUCCACUGUACCUGAACACACUGCAGCUGAGAGAGGUGGCGGCGGAGCCCCUCCUGAUCUACUUCGUGCAGAGCUCUCAGGGUUGUUGGCAGCGUCUCUUCAGCCUGGAGGCUUUCAGCAUGGAGCAGAAGAUCAGAGUCAGUCUCUGUCUCCAUGACAACAUCCAGCUACAGCUGGUCACCACGGAGACUGGACACAGUCACCAGCCCUCAGACCUCCCCUCAGACUUCGGCCUCCUCUCUCUGAGUCAGUCUGACAUCCUCUAUCGUCCCUCCUCUCCUUACUCCUCCUCUGCUCCUCCCCUCCUCAGCUCCUCCUCUCCUUACUCCUCCCUCUGUGACCCCCUCAGACCUCCCUCCCCCUCUCCUUACUCCCCCAGCUCUGCCUUCUCCUCCUCCACCCCUCCCCCUCCUCCCCUCUUCUCCUCCCUGUCUCCAUACACCUCAUCCUCACCUCCUUCCAGGACCUUUACCACUCUACCUCAGCACCUCCCCCCACCUCCCCCCUUCUCCUCCACCCACAGGAGUCCAAUCUGGAAGGAGAGGGGAGGAGCAGAAGAGGAGGAGGAGGACAAGAGGAAGAGGAGGUGUGAGGAGGUGGAGGAGAGGCAGCAGGGGGAGGGAGAGAGUGCCUCAGAGACAUCAGAGACAGUGGGAGGUGUUGGAGGGCGGAGCCUCCUGCUCAGCCCCCACCACCUCUACAUGAAGGAGGAGGAGAGUGAUGAAGAUGAAGAGGAGGAGGAGGGGGGAGGUGCUGAGGAGUUCCCCUCCACCUUCAGACCUGCAGUUCUGCGUCGCUCUCUCUCUGAGGGUUCUCUGCUGCAGGAACCUCGGUCUCCCCGCUUCCUGUCUGACAGCACCAUCCAUCGACUUAUCCGCCCGGUGACCUUUGAUCCUGAGCUUGGCACAGGCCCCACCCCACAACCCCCCUCCAUCCACACCCUAAAAAGACAGCUCACCAGAGAAGGGGGGUCCCUGCACCACAUGCUGCUGCUGCUCAAUGGCACCAAGGACAGCGAGUUCAGAAACCUUCAACUGAGGAAGAAGACGAAGAGUCUAGCCGCUGAUGUUCGGAGCCGCCUGCUGUUUCUACGGCGACGGAGGGUCGGUGCCUGUAAGCGUGGCAACAGUUUGGAGAAAGCUCUGAGGAACAACAGACCAUCUGGGGGAGAGGUGCUCAGGUGGGCGGAGAGUCUGGAGGCUCUGCUGACCAAUCAGUAUGGUCUGGCUGUGUUCCGUCACUUCCUGAGGUUGGAAUUCAGCGAGGAAAACCUCGACUUCUGGUUGGCUGUGGAGAGAUUUAAGAGGACACACCCCCUCAGCAAGAUGGCCGCCAGAGCUGCAAAAAUCUACGACGAGUUCAUCUCUACCAAUGCAGCGAGACAGGUCAACAUGGACUCGUCUGUCAGAGAAUCAACCAAUCAGAGCCUUCGUCUUGGUGUCAGCCCUGCCUCCUUCCAGCUGGCCCAGGAUCAGAUCUUUAGCCUGAUGGAGACCGACAGUUACCCACGAUUCCUCAGGUCCCGCCUCUACGCCCAGCUGGCCAAUCAGGGUGCACAGACAGCUUCUGAGUCGUCCAAUCAGAGCAGAGCUGGGUCUGCGUCUGUCGGCCAAUCAUAAGGAGGGAGGAGACAGAGGCUGACCAUCAUCGGAUUGGCUGUCAGCAGCUCGUGUCAUCUAUUCAGACAAGAGCCGACUAAUGAGAAGAAACUGUCCAGGUGCAUUCUGAGAAAUAUAGGAUCCACUGUUGACAGACUAAAGGUCAGGACGUCUCCUCCUCUGUUGCCGCUGUGGACUGCUCCGUUUUUAACAUCACAACAACAUUCUACGACUACCUUAAAUAUUUUUAAAAACAUAUUAAUAACUUUAGUAUCUUUGACUUUAUAAAAACUUGUCAUCAGAUAUUUGUUUGGGUUCAAACUGUGUCUGAUUUUAGUUUUUAAAUGAUGUCAUCACCCCCCCAUUAAGUAAUGGACAGACGAGCAGCCGCAGACUCUUCAGUCUGACAACAUGUCCUGUUUCCUUCAGAUGUUAAAUGUUAACAUUAAAACAUGAGACGACCCACAGACGUCACGUCUGAACAUCACCAGGAUUAAUCGCUUUUUUAUUGAUUCCUUUUUUUAUUUGACUCUUUUAGUGUGACUGUUACCUGACGUUAAGUGACGUUAGUGACAUUAAGUGACAUUAAUGACUUUAAGUGACGUUAGUGACGUUAAGUGACAUGAGUGACGUUAAGUGACGUUAAGUGACGUUAAGUGACGUGAGUGACCUUAAGUGACAUUAAUGACGUUAAGUGACAUUAAUGACGUUAAGUGACAUUAGUGACGUUAAGUGACGUUAGUGACGUUAAUGACGUUAAGGGAUAUUAAUGAUGUUAAGUGAUGUUAGUGACGUUAAGUGACGUCAGUGACGUUAGUGAUGUUAAGUGAUGUUAGUGACGUUAGUGAUGUUAAGUGACGUUAGUGAUGUUAGUGACGAUAAGUGACGUAGCUGUGUGUUAUUAGCAGAGUAGAUUUAAACUGAUGUAACAGGAAGUGACCUCCUGAGGUCUGUCACUGAUGAAGAGACAAUGUAAUGAAACAGUCUGACAAUAAAUGAUGUUGUUAAACUUU
Molecule: messenger RNA, 5107 nt
Organism: Epinephelus fuscoguttatus (brown-marbled grouper)
Lineage: Eukaryota; Metazoa; Chordata; Actinopteri; Perciformes; Serranidae
Product: regulator of G-protein signaling 3-like
Exons: 26
Coding region: 195-4115 (1306 amino acids)
Biological process (GO): signal transduction
Cellular component (GO): plasma membrane; nucleus
Molecular function (GO): protein binding
Source: RefSeq, a predicted model, not a curated record